UUAGGUUCUUUUCGGUUGUUCUCUUGGAACGAGUAGGGCUGUGAGCUGGUUUUGAAAACGUAUCUUGCGUGUUCUCUAAACCUUCUGCAAUUAUGGCACGUGUGAGAGUCUUCUUCGAUGUCGCCGCUGAUGGGCAAUCUUUGGGCCGCGUAAUUAUGGAGCUGAGGCCGGAUGUUGUCCCCAAAACUGCCGAGAACUUCCGUGCUCUUUGUACUGGAGAGAAAGGCUUUGGCUACAAAGGGUCCACCUUCCACAGAAUUAUUCCCGGCUUCAUGUGCCAGGGAGGAGACUUUACCAACCACAAUGGAACUGGUGGCAAAUCCAUCUAUGGAAACAAGUUUGCUGAUGAGAACUUCAACCUGAAGCACACCGGCCCAGGAAUCCUGUCCAUGGCCAAUGCAGGCCCUAAUACAAACGGUUCUCAAUUCUUUAUCUGCACUGAAAAGACCAGCUGGCUGGAUGGUAAACAUGUUGUGUUCGGCAGUGUUGUUGAAGGCAUUGAGAUUGUGAAAGCAAUGGAAAAAUAUGGCUCUCAAAGUGGGAAAACCAGCAAAAAGAUCACCGUUGAAAACUCUGGCCAGCUUUAAAGGCGUCCUCUAGUCCCUCUUGUUUUUGUGUUUUUGCAUUUUUCCCUUGUUUUGGGGUAUUUUCCUCUGGUCUUAACACAACAAGCAUUCCCUUCCUGUUAGCUGGCAGAAUCACCCAGUUCAGUGCUGAAAAUGCACUUUGAACUGCUGCAUUUCUGCGGUGCUUAUCCCUCUGCUCUUCUGUCCUUCAGAUUUUCUUUACCAAUCCCAUUCCCUUAAAGUUCUAUGUGGACCGCAGAGCUGCAUCUGAGAUAAAAUGAAAUCACCUCAAA
Molecule: messenger RNA, 859 nt
Organism: Spea bombifrons (plains spadefoot toad)
Lineage: Eukaryota; Metazoa; Chordata; Amphibia; Anura; Pelobatidae
Product: peptidyl-prolyl cis-trans isomerase-like
Exons: 5
Coding region: 93-587 (164 amino acids)
Biological process (GO): protein folding; protein peptidyl-prolyl isomerization
Cellular component (GO): intracellular membrane-bounded organelle
Molecular function (GO): peptidyl-prolyl cis-trans isomerase activity
Source: RefSeq, a predicted model, not a curated record